Molecule: messenger RNA, 657 nt
Organism: Morus notabilis
Lineage: Eukaryota; Viridiplantae; Streptophyta; Magnoliopsida; Rosales; Moraceae
Exons: 1
Coding region: 1-657 (218 amino acids)
Source: RefSeq, a predicted model, not a curated record
AUGGGGAUCGAGGACGUUUAUCACGAGAUUAGUCACCUCCAAGUACUGCGUCGCCCACCACCGCUCAAGUCUGACCCAGCGCAUAGAAACCAAAGCAAGUAUUACAGGUUUUACAGCGAGAGCGGACACACGACCACCGAAUGUUUUGAUUUGAGAGAUGAAGUCGAAAGGCUGACCCGGGAAGGGAGGCUCAAUGAAUACCGAGCUGACCGACGGGGCAACAACAAUCAGCAGAACAAUGACCGACGGGAGGAUCAAAGGCAAGACAAUCCACCCGAACUUGUCGGUGUGAUAAAUACGAUCUUUGGAGGGCCAUAUAUUGACGGUACCUCUCGCCGCGCACAGGAGUACGCAAGAGAGGCAAAGGACAUGAGUGUGUCCGGUAGAGAAGUGAAGGCCGCGAGAUAUGAAGAGGCUGAGAUAACAUUUUCAGAUGCGGACGCAAACGGAGUGCAUUUCCCUCAAAAUGAUGCUCUAGUCGUGGAGGCCAUGAUCAGUAACCACACGGUCUGUCCCAUCCUGGUUAACAACGGCAGCUCAGUAGACAUUCUGUACGCCGAUUGCCUCGACAAGAUGAGAAUUCCCCGAACAAGACUGCAGAAUAUACACAACCCCUAUACGGCUUCACCGGGGAUAUUGUCAUCCCUGAGGGGAUAA